Lactuca virosa is the source of this 1947-nucleotide messenger RNA. The record is from the annotation of a GenBank genome assembly. Lineage: Eukaryota; Viridiplantae; Streptophyta; Magnoliopsida; Asterales; Asteraceae.
AUGCCUUCAAGACAACCUUCUUCGUUCCCACAUCAACAGCCCACAAAACACAGAGCUACCAUCAUCUUCCUCGUAAUCACUGCUUUUUCAUCAAUUCUUAUACUUAUUGGAGUUCUUUACUUGCUUUACUACCUGUGGUAUACGUUGAUUCAUCGGACUCGUACUAGUCCGCUUGAUUCGUGUCCAGAAUUUUUGAAACUACGUCGUUACAGCUACAAAGAGCUCCACUCCGCCACCAAUGGCUUCUCCGAUGAUAAUUAUAUCGGAAAAGGCGGUUCAGGUACAGUGUACCGUGGUAUACUCAGAAAUGGAAAACUCGUUGCUGUGAAGAUGCUUGAUUCGGAGUCGUUAGACGCCGAACGUGAGUUCCAAACCGAGCUUCGAAUCCUCGGUGGAUUAGAGUCGCAGUUUAUCGUUUCAUUGUUAGGGUAUUGCUUUGAUAAGAGGAAGCGAUUGGUGGUUUAUGAGUACAUGCCGAAUCGGAGCUUACAGGAAUCUCUUUUCUCCGAUCGUAGCUUGAAUUGGGAGAGAAGAUUCGAUAUCAUCCUAGAUGUUGCUAGAGCACUUGAGUUCUUACACCGGGAAUGUGAUCCGCCGGUGAUUCACGGAGACGUGAAGCCUAGCAACGUUUUACUCGACACUGAGUUCCGUGCAAAACUCGCCGAUUUCGGCUUGUCGAAAUUGAAGAUCGAGCCGGAAUUCGGUGUGGAUUUGUUCAGUCAGGAUCUAUCAGGAACUUUAGCUGGCGGUGGCGUCGGAGAGUCUCCGGCGAUUGGAACUCCAGUCGAUAGUAGUACCGCUAAUGAGGUAGAUUUCGCUCUUGCUCUACAAGCUUCCUCCUCUUCGACGCCGACCAAUAAUAAGGUUGUGUGUAAUAAUCCAAAAUUUGGCUUCACAAACGAUAAAGGAAAGGACAUUGAAAACGGUGGUGGUGAUGAUUGGAUUAACAAUAAAUUCACGAAUUAUGAUGACGAUUUAGGUCUUAAUUUCGAUAAUAAUCACAUUGGAGAAUCCAAUAUGAAUCCCUCCGACGAUCGCAAAAAUGGCAAGAAACAAUGGGGGAAAGAUUGGUGGUGGAAACAAGAGGGCAGCGGUGAGCUUUGCAGCAAGGACUACGUCCGAGAAUGGAUCGGAAGUCAAACCUGUCCAUCGGCCAAUCCAGAUUGGGAUGAUGAUAAGAACUUUGAAUUAAAGGAUUCCAACGACAACGAAAACAAACCAGAAAACGAAGAACAGAGUGGCUGGAAACGACACCGGAAAAUGCAAGAAUGGUGGAAAGAAGAACACCUCGACGAACUCAGCAAUAAGAAAGUCGAGAAGAAGAAGAAGAUGAAACGAAAAUUGAAGCUCUCGAUCUUCCGAAAAAAACGAAAAACAAACCGUCAUAAUCACGAAAACGAGAUCGAUCCAAACACAGAGUUCAGUUUCAGGAAGAACUCAAAGAAGAACAGCGAAGAUCUCUUCAGCCGCGAACUCAGCAGCACAACAAGCAUGCGAGGGACACUUUGUUACGUAGCACCAGAAUACGGUGGUUGCGGUUAUUUAAUGGAGAAAACCGAUAUUUACAGUUUUGGAGUACUGAUUCUGGUGAUUGUUUCUGGUCGAAGACCAUUACAUGUUCUAUCAUCACCAAUGAAGCUUGAGAAGGCGAAUUUGAUAAGUUGGUGUCGACAAUUGGCUCAAGGUGGUGAUUUGUUGGAAUUAGUGGAUGAGAGAUUGAAAGAGGGUGAAUUUUAUAAUAAGGUGCAGGCGAUUUUGUGUGUGAAUUUGGCUCUAGCUUGUUUACAGAAGAUGCCGGAGUUGAGGCCGGAUAUUGGGGAUAUUGUGAAGAUUUUGAAAGGGGAAAUGGAUCUCCCGGUGGUUCCGUUUGAGUUUUCACCAUCGCCGCCUUCCAAAUUGGUCGGAAAAUCUAAAUCAAGGAGGAAGAACAACAACAAUGCCGAUUGA